AUGUUCGUGCUUUUUUUGGGCCGAGCCGACGCGGUUGCGUUGGCGGCGUUGUCCCCGACUACAGGUGACGGGGGUCGUGGCUUCAACCCCGACCUCCAAGAAAACACAAUAAAGAGUCGGAAAAAGGGCUGGGUGUGCCGGAUUUCGCAUAAAUAGAAGCGGUCUCGGAUGUCUUGGCAACAAACCCGAGCGCCGGACAUCCGGUCGGUGGGUCCCCGGCGCUUCUCCCCUCCUCCCAUUCACUUCGAACCUGGCUCGGCGCUCGCAUUCACGGCACGUUGUUGUCCAUGCUCUCCAAUUACGAGUCGCGUCGUUUGGAUCACAUAUGCCAGCGAUUGUGGAGCAGCAAGCAGGCGGAUAUGGGCAAAAAUAAGUUCAGCGUGGAGUUUCUGUUGAGUGCAGAGAAUGGCAUAGAGGAUGAUAAAUCAAGGUAAGGACAGCCGAUGUUAUACUGGAUUGGGGCAGCCGAAAAUUUCAAAAAGUCAAAAAAUUUCGCUUUUAACAAGUAAGUAAGUUUAAACUUGCAAGAUCAUAACUAAUUCAAAUCAAACUCUCUUUUGGCCUUAAAAAUCAUGAUUUCAGUCAAUUCAAAGCUCUGAUUCACUCAUUAAAUUUUUUAAGCCAUAUCGCUGUUUCAUGUUUAUUGGCUGUUGAAAUCACUAUUAGAUCAUGUUCACGUUGUUACCAAAAUCGUUAUUCUCCCCGUCCAUGACCCCAAACUUUAACCUCAAGUCCCCGGAAUCUUCUACAGUAUACCGGUUGCCAGGCCAACCCAACCAUUUUUGUUAGGCCCAACGACUUUGGAUUUUUGGCCGCGCCAAAAAAACAAAAAAGGCAUUGAAAAGACUACGAACAGGGAUACAAAUGAAUAUUUAAGUGGUCUGUCUCAUCAUUCCUUCUUUCAGCAAAUCAGAGAAUAUUCAAAAGCUUGAGAAGACCAUCCACAAACCGCACAAAUCCUCCUCGACCGAAUGCCUGAGGCCAUUUUGCAAAUUGAAAAAGCGAGUUCAUUUCCAUUGCAACUUUUGUGAACAAGGAUUCAGCACCAAACAACGGUUACUGCCACAUAUCCAGAAGCAUCUGACCCGGCGAAACAAGGCCAUAAUGGCCGAAAAGCAAAAAGAACUCAAAUGA
Bursaphelenchus xylophilus (pine wood nematode) is the source of this 1134-nucleotide messenger RNA. The record is from the annotation of a GenBank genome assembly. NCBI's taxonomy places the organism in Eukaryota, Metazoa, Nematoda, Chromadorea, Rhabditida, Aphelenchoididae.